UAACUGAUCUCAUGUCGAAUCAGAGCAAGACUGUCUCACGCAGACCACAUUGUAGGCGCGCAGUGAGAAGUAAUAUCGACUAAAAAAGGCACUUCCCCCCUCUCAUCCCUCAAAGAAAUCAAGCAACAUGCGCGAGUGUAUCUCCGUUCACGUGGGCCAGGCUGGCGUCCAGAUGGGCAACACCUGCUGGGAGCUCUACUGUCUUGAGCAUGGCAUCCAGCCGGACGGGCACAUGCCCAACCUCAAGGCUGUGGGCGGCCACGACGACUCCUUCACCACCUUCUUCAGUGACACUGGCGCCGGGAAGUAUGUGCCACGUGCCAUCUUUGUCGACCUGGAACCAACAGUGAUUGACGAGGUUCGCACAGGCACCUACCGGCAGUUGUUCCACCCGGAACAGCUCAUCUCAGGGAAAGAGGAUGCUGCCAAUAACUAUGCCCGUGGACACUACACCAUCGGCAAGGAGAUCAUCGAUUCAGUACUAGACCGCAUCCGCAAACUGGCAGAUCAGUGCACUGGGCUCCAAGGUUUUUUGGUGUUCCACAGCUUUGGUGGAGGCACCGGCUCCGGCUUCACUUCCCUGCUAAUGGAGCGUCUCUCUGUUGACUUUGGGAAGAAGUCCAAGCUCGAGUUUGCCAUUUACCCAGCUCCUCAGGUGUCCACUGCUGUGGUGGAGCCUUACAACUCCAUCCUGACCACCCAUACCACCCUAGAGCACUCCGACUGCGCUUUCAUGGUCGAUAACGAGGCCAUCUACGACAUCUGCCGCCGCAACCUGGACAUUGAGCGUCCUUCUUACACCAACCUCAAUAGGUUGAUCAGCCAGAUAGUCUCUUCUAUCACUGCCUCUCUGCGUUUUGACGGCGCCCUGAAUGUUGACCUGACUGAGUUCCAGACCAACCUGGUGCCCUACCCCCGCAUCCAUUUCCCCCUCGCUACCUACGCACCCGUCAUCUCGGCCGAGAAGGCCUACCACGAGCAGCUGUCUGUGGCCGAGAUCACCAACUCCUGCUUCGAGCCCGCAAACCAGAUGGUGAAGUGUGACCCACGCCAUGGCAAAUACAUGGCCUGUUGCCUGCUCUACCGUGGAGACGUAGUGCCCAAGGAUGUCAACGUGGCCAUUGCAGCCAUCAAGACCAAAAGAAGCAUCCAGUUUGUGGACUGGUGCCCCACUGGCUUCAAGGUGGGUAUCAACUACCAGCCCCCAACCGUGGUGCCCGGUGGUGACCUGGCCAAAGUCCAGAGGGCCGUGUGCAUGCUCAGCAACACCACUGCGAUAGCUGAAGCCUGGGCCCGCCUGGACCACAAGUUCGACCUAAUGUACGCCAAGAGGGCCUUCGUCCACUGGUACGUGGGUGAGGGUAUGGAGGAGGGGGAGUUCUCUGAGGCUAGAGAAGACAUGGCCGCCCUGGAGAAGGAUUAUGAAGAGGUGGGCAUUGAUUCCUUUGAGGAGGAUGAGGAGGGAGAAGAAUAUUAGAGUCUGAUAUUCAAGCGGGCAUCCAACGACAGGAAUGGAUCAGUUCCAUCUCUGUAUUCAUAACACUGGGAGAUAUUACUGCACAGUAGUGGCCAUUUUGGAAAUAGAUGGUAUCCCCUCUCUGAAACCCAUUUCAUCUUCACGUCAUUUACCAAAGAAAGCAAGUUCUACUGUCUUUCCAUCACACAUUCACACAAUAAGGAAGGUCAUGCCCUAUUUCCAUGUCUGUUUUUUUUUGGGGACCUAUUAUAAAAGGUCUUACCUAUUCGAUAUCUAAACUUGAAUAAUAAGUCUAUGUGGUGUUGCUUUCAGAGGAUCAAAUCACAUAUGUCCUGCAAUGAAAGUAAAAUGCCUUUUGACCAAUAUUCGGGGCCUUUGAGGUUGCAAACUUUGCAAGAAAUAAGAUGUCCGUUCAAACUGCAGUCACUGUUGUGUACAAUUUCUGUUUGUCUUUUCAGUGAUGCCCAUUUUUUUUUUUUUUUAUUAUUAUUAUUAUUAAAAAAUCAAGUUGUUGCAGAACCAACUCGCUGUUAUGAGAUGUCUUGGCUUUGUAAAUAAAGUGGUUUAAAACAAA
Messenger RNA from Clupea harengus (Atlantic herring), 2051 nucleotides. It is a transcript of the gene tuba8l2, whose product is annotated as tubulin, alpha 8 like 2. Gene Ontology annotation, biological process: microtubule-based process. The record is from RefSeq and is a predicted model, not a curated record. Gene Ontology annotation, cellular component: microtubule. Gene Ontology annotation, molecular function: structural constituent of cytoskeleton; GTP binding. NCBI's taxonomy places the organism in Eukaryota, Metazoa, Chordata, Actinopteri, Clupeiformes, Clupeidae.